CUCAAAUUGGACUGGGUGCUGGGCAAUGCGUGGGCGGACUAUUUCGCGAAGGAAGGUGCACGUUCGGUCGGCUAUGCGGAAGGCUAUGUGAAUCUGUUCAAAUCGGCUAUGGUGCAGGCGAAGCUGGGUGCACGUCUUCUCAGCUACACUCUAUGUCGCGUGCUUCAGCUCAAGAUCUGGGGUGACCGCGAAGUCGACGAACCUAUUGUAAGGAAGCAGAAGGAAGUCGUGCAGGUGCUGGAGCACACGUUUUGGGUUUCGGCUGACGAAGGAGAGGCCUUCAGCCCAUGGCGACGGGAGGCGGUCAAUUACGCGCUGGCGGCUGCCACCACGGUGCUGGGCGAGGACGGCGAUCACUACCGCCAGAUGAGCGACGCCACGGGGGCACCGCUGCUGCAGGCGCAGGCCCACUUCGCGGAGCUGGGGCAUACGUCGCAGUGGAGUGGUCAAGCUACUGUCUGUACAAGGUGCGCGCGGACAGCCAGCGACGUCACAAAGAAGGUGCUCAAGCUGCGUGACAAGUGUCCUGGGGCUGCCCAAUGCCGCGAGACAAGGCGCAGCCAGGUUAAGCGUAUCCUGAGAUUCGCCAAGAGCGUGCCGAUGGAGUUCCAUGGCAGGUUGCACGAACUACUGUCGGUGCCACAGGGUGUUGCGGGUGCAACUAUGGGUCCGUGA
This is a messenger RNA of Prorocentrum cordatum, 675 nucleotides long. The record is from the annotation of a GenBank genome assembly. Lineage: Eukaryota; Dinophyceae; Prorocentrales; Prorocentraceae.